GUCACUUGUCAAUAAACACGUUAGCCGUCAUUUUUAACAGCUGAUCCAUCUAAACUGUAAACAAAUCACACGUUUCCCUCAAGUUUGUUUAAAAUUUAAUAAGAAUCUUCCAAUUCCAUCAUGUCAACCAGAUGGUAUCCGAUAUAUCAAAAAGGGGGUCCUCAACUAAGGGUGUUUCUCCCCAAUUUCUGGAUGAAACUAGUAAGGCCGACCGAGCGACAGCCUCCCAACAUAGUGCAAUUCUCCUGCUCUAUGGAAAUGACCCGAUAUGACAUUCGAAAUUAUUUAGAGAAAAUUUAUAAUGUAAAAACAGUGGACAUACGAACGAGGAUAGCAUUGGGUAAAACCAGGAGAGACCAUAAAAAAGGGAAUAUUAUUAAAGAUGACGACAUUAAAUAUGCUUAUGUAACAUUGCCCAAGGGGGAGGAAUUUACCUUCCCAGAUGUUUUUCCAAAGAGGGAUGAAGAGAAACAGGAAUAUGAAAAUUCAUUAAAACAGUCUAAGGAAGGUUUUCGGGAUUACUUGGACAAGAAUAAGAAUAGGCCAGGGAUGCCCGGGUGGUUUACCAUUUAGUUAUUUUUUAAGUUAGGUAGGGUAAUGUAGAAAUAAAUUGAUUAUAAAACCUU
This is a messenger RNA of Anthonomus grandis grandis, 626 nucleotides long. RefSeq names its product 39S ribosomal protein L23, mitochondrial (gene mRpL23). Lineage: Eukaryota; Metazoa; Arthropoda; Insecta; Coleoptera; Curculionidae. The transcript is spliced from 3 exons. The record is from RefSeq and is a predicted model, not a curated record. Gene Ontology annotation, molecular function: structural constituent of ribosome. Gene Ontology annotation, biological process: mitochondrial translation. Gene Ontology annotation, cellular component: mitochondrial large ribosomal subunit; ribosome. Bases 121 to 573 code for a protein of 150 amino acids.